UGUAGACCCGAUUAUUCAUUCGCUCUUCUCUUUGGAUUGCUACCGUGGAGACUUGGACUAAUCUCGCUAUUUCUACUGUAAAGAUAUUAACUAUGGCCUGUGGAGGAUAUGAUGCAGUUUUUGAUACCGAAAUUGACAAGAAAUACACGUGUCCUGUCUGUUUAGCUGUGUUACGGGACGCAGUUCAAACCCACUGUGGUCAUAGAUUCUGUAGUUUGUGUAUAGCUAAUGUAGUGGGUAACAGACCAUCAGCACGGUGCCCUGUAGAUAACACGUUAUUUAUUGUUGCUACCCAAUUAUUUGAAGAUAAUGCUAUAAGACGAGAGAUUUUAUCAUUCACAACUAAAUGUUGUUACUGUGUGGAUGGCUGUCAGUGGAAUGGUGAACUAAGGGAUUAUGAGGAUCAUGUCGUGAACUGUGUUUAUCGUCCCGUGGAAUGUACAUACAACUGUGGAGAUUUUAUAACUUUCUACAGCCUACAGGAUCACCUACUGGUCUGCCCACGUCGUCCAGUCAUCUGCCCACACUGCGAGGAGUAUGUUAUUCAUGACGAUAUGACCAAACAUCAACUACUGUUAUGCCUAAAGAUCCCAGUGGUCUGUACUCUGUGUGGAAGAUCUGGUAUAUCAAGGGAGAGCAUUGCUCAACACGUUGAUAUUAAAACCGGUGAUUGUCCAAACAUCUUUGUUAUAUGUAAAUUUCUGGCAGUUGGCUGUCACUUUGAGGACCGCAGAGCCUACAUGAGCAACCAUUACGCCGAUAACCUUGAGGAACACCUUUCUCUAAUGUUAUCCAGCUCCAAGAAAAAUGACGAAAAGAUCGCAGAAUACCAGAAUAUUGUCCAAGAACAACGCAGUCUCAUCAAAGAACAAAGUAAAACAAUCGAGCAGUUGAAAACCGAAAAUCGAACAGGUCAGGUUUAUUGGAACAUCCCCGUCACUACAAGAAUCCCUGAAACUACUCGUAAAAUAAUUUAUACCGGUAUCCCUGGUUACAAGAUCUGUCUGGAACUAGAUUUUAAUGGUCCUUCAGGAUGCAAUACAUGUGGCAAUGCCUUACUUUCAAUUUAUUUGUUGCCCGGUGUAAAUGAUGAUCAGAUGAUGUUUCCGUUUCGUCUGAAUUGCCGUGUUACAGUGUUUGCGGCGCAACAGCUUGGAUUGCCGACUGCGGCAUGCCUCAACUACACCUCUUCAUUCCGCUGUUCUGGACGCGCACCAGCUUCUGAAGCAGAUACUGAUUCUGACGACACAAAUGCCAUCCAUGUUCAAAAACUCAUGAAAACAAGUACUCUGUUGUCGAGUCAGUACAAAAAGAAUGGACAUAUUUAUAUGAAUGUUGAAGUAAAGCUCUAAAUAAUUAUAUGUUAUUAUAUAAUUUAUAAAUGCGAACUAAAACAUAUAAACAUCUGUUAUGUAGCUAAUUGCACUAAAAACAAAAGAGCUUGAUCGAUCAUGCAUGAAUGUUAAUUUUAAUCUUUUAUAAACUGGUCACUGAUGUGUUUAAACACAUAAACUGAUCACUGAUGUGUUUAAACACGGUAGCACAAUAUCAUUUUGUUAUGUUGUUGUUGAAAUGCACAUGUAAAUUAUCAU
Molecule: messenger RNA, 1592 nt
Organism: Patella vulgata (common limpet)
Lineage: Eukaryota; Metazoa; Mollusca; Gastropoda; Patellidae
Product: TNF receptor-associated factor 6
Exons: 2
Coding region: 93-1352 (419 amino acids)
Biological process (GO): tumor necrosis factor-mediated signaling pathway; positive regulation of JNK cascade; regulation of canonical NF-kappaB signal transduction
Cellular component (GO): cytoplasmic side of plasma membrane; plasma membrane signaling receptor complex
Molecular function (GO): zinc ion binding; tumor necrosis factor receptor binding; ubiquitin protein ligase binding
Source: RefSeq, a predicted model, not a curated record